AUGCGUUCUACCGCCUUUGCUGCUGCUGCCGCUGGUCUGGCAGCAGUCGUUCCCACUGCCUUUGCGCAGACCUACUCCGAGUGCAACCCCACCAACGCCUCUCAGUUCCCCUGCCCCGUCAACGCUGGUCUGAACACCAAGUCCUGGAACAGCGAGUUCACUGCCGGAAAGAACACGAGCUGGAGCUACGUUGCCCCCGCCGUCAACUACGGAUCCGAUGGAGCCGAGUUCAGGAUCUCCAAGCGUGGUGAGGCUCCUACCAUCAAGACCGACUUCUACAUCUUCUACGGAAAGGUCGAGGUCAAGAUGAAGUCCGCCCCCGGCCAGGGUAUCAUCAGCAGCAUCGUCCUGCAGUCCGAGGACCUGGACGAGAUUGACUGGGAGUUCCUGGGUGGCACCAACAGCAUCGUCCAGACCAACUACUUUGGCAAGGGCAACACCACCACCUACGACAGGAUGCAACAGUUCGACGUCGCCACCCCGCAGGACACCGUCCACACUUACUCGGUUGACUGGACCAAGGAGUCGAUCGUCUGGGCCAUUGACGGCACCACUGUCCGCACUCUCAACUACGCCGAUGCCAACGGUGGUACCAACUUCCCCCAGACCCCCAUGAACAUCCGUCUCGGCAUCUGGGCCGGCGGCGACCCCGACAACGAUUACUGGACUAUCCAGUGGGCUGGCGGCAACACGACUUACGAUGCCGCCGCCGGAAUGCCUUGGAGCAUGUUUGUCGAGGACGUCAAGAUCACCAACUACAACCCUGGCUGCAGCUACAACUUCACCGACACCACUGGAUCCUCGGAGAGCAUCAGCAUCAACAGCGAAGGCUGCGACCUUGUCGGCACCAGCCCAACCCAGACCAGCUCGUCCAACACUGCCGUUUCCACUGGCGCUGCUGCCGCUUCCGGCUCUGCUGCCGCCGCUGGCGCUGCCGACGGUGUCGCCGGCUCGGGCAACUUCAGCACUCCUACUGGCAGUGGUGUCGGCGCUACCUUCCCCGCUGGUUCCGGCUCGGACGAUUCUGGCUCGUGCGCUCCUAUCAUCGUCACCCAGACGGUUACUCUCCAGCCCGGCGAGACUGCUCCUGCCCAGACCACCGCGAUAGAGUCUACCCCGGCGGCAACCACUCCUGUGGUCGAGACCACUCCCGCGCCUUCGUCGACUGCCGACGUUGAUGGUGCGGCAUCCAGCAGCGUCGCCACCUCCACCACCAAUGAGCUCGGCGACGGCACGAUGACUCUCGCAAUUCCCAGUGGCAGCAACUACCCCAUUCCUUCGGAGCCGGCGACUAGCGAUGUCGAAGGCGGUGACUCGACGUCCACCGCCUCGGCCACCACCCCCGCCAACACUCCCAGCGCGACUCCGCCCGUCUUUACCGGCGCGGCCGCUCCCAUUGCUCUAGGUGGCGUCAGGAACGCGCUGUUCUUCGGCGGUGUCGCUGCCGUCCUGGCGCUGUAA
Molecule: messenger RNA, 1461 nt
Organism: Diplodia corticola
Lineage: Eukaryota; Fungi; Ascomycota; Dothideomycetes; Botryosphaeriales; Botryosphaeriaceae
Product: glycosidase crf1
Exons: 1
Coding region: 1-1461 (486 amino acids)
Biological process (GO): fungal-type cell wall organization; carbohydrate metabolic process
Cellular component (GO): fungal-type cell wall
Molecular function (GO): glycosyltransferase activity; hydrolase activity, hydrolyzing O-glycosyl compounds
Source: RefSeq, a predicted model, not a curated record